AUGUCUAAAGGUAAGAGAAGAAUAAGAAAAGAAGAAGAAGAACCAGAAGAGACGGGAGAAGAUGAUGAGAAGAAGAGUAGAAUAAAAAAAGAAGAUGAGGAAGAAAAUAAGAAGAAUAAGAGAAAACGACAAGAAAAGAAGAGAAAAGAACAAAAAGAAGAGAAGAAAAUGAGGAGUAAUACGAGAAAAAGAGGAGACGAAGAGAAGAAGCAGAGAAGAUAGAAGAAGAUAAGAAGAAUAAGAGAAGAUGACAAGAAAAGAAGAGAAAAAGAGAAGACGAAGAAAAAGAGAAGCAGAACAAGAAGAAGAGAAGACGAAGAAAAUGAGAAGAGUGAUAUGAGAAAAAGAGAAGACGAAGAGAAGAAGCGGAGAAGAUAG
Ostrinia furnacalis (Asian corn borer) is the source of this 378-nucleotide messenger RNA. Its product is annotated as protein PXR1-like. NCBI's taxonomy places the organism in Eukaryota, Metazoa, Arthropoda, Insecta, Lepidoptera, Crambidae. The transcript has 3 exons. The record is from RefSeq and is a predicted model, not a curated record.